Messenger RNA from Mercenaria mercenaria, 5539 nucleotides. RefSeq lists its product as uncharacterized. The transcript is spliced from 6 exons. The record is from RefSeq and is a predicted model, not a curated record. Bases 46 to 1476 code for a protein of 476 amino acids. Lineage: Eukaryota; Metazoa; Mollusca; Bivalvia; Venerida; Veneridae.
UCAAAAUAUGGCGCGGUGCUCUUAGCUGGACGAUACGAUGACGAUAUGAAUUUCUCAAACUCAUGUGCUAUAGAUGUUGCUGACAUAAAAAAGGUCAUCAUAUCUAAAUGUCCAUUGGUGGUGGGCAUCAGAGAAAAGUAUGUGAGAACAAUAACGCCAAGCGACAGUACAUCACCCGAACACAGCGAGGACUGCAUUUCACAACUACAACGCGCUUUCAAUGAUCUUAAGGAAAAUGAUAUUAAGACUAUUUUCUUUUAUUACUCAGGACAUUAUUCAAAAGCAGAUGGUUUCAUAAUACAAAAAAGAAAAGUUGACACAGUGGUGCCAUCUAAAGAGCAGGAGUAUAAAUGUGAACACCUGUCUUUGUCCAAUUUCAAAGACAUGCUUCGAUCUUUUUUGGUACAAAAUAAUGGCAAGACAGCCGACAGAAAAGACAAGAAUUUCAUAAUUACACUAGACUGUUGUGAAGCGCCUAUAAUCAGAUUAGAUGACUCUGCAUCUCACGACGACAAUAUUUCGCAGCUAAAUGCUUGUCGACCGGAUCAGGCGGCUAUUAAAGAACCGGACGGGUCAGGGAGUUUAUUCAAGAAGAUAUUCAUACAAGCACUGACAAUGAAGUCCACAAACGAUAAUUGCUUCUUACAGAGGGAUGGAAUGCGAUGCGGUAUAUGUCCAUUUAUGGGAGAAGAUUUCAUUACUAUCGGAAGCCUGAAUACAUACAUAGGUAGACAUAUGAAAGAAUACCAAAAACUACUUUGCACAGAGCCACAAAUGCCAUUGCAGUACGCUUCAAGUGAUGUAAAGAUAGCUUACUUAGUGGAUUCGACGUCUGAACUAAGCUUCACGAUGAAAUUCGGAGAAAUACAAAAGGAAUACAAAAUAGCUUAUCAUUUCUUCAACAAUACAAGCCAACUGAAGGAGACUUUAUUUAAUGAAUUUAUGGACAAAAUGUUGGACAAAGAAAAAGAUUCACAACUUCAAUUGAAGGUGGACACUUAUAAAGACAUUCUUCAAAUUGUUGCCAAAACCGGACCUAAAGAUAAAGAUAAACACAAACUUAAACUCAACAACCUGGCACAAGUUAUGUCUGCCUGGAACGGAAAGAGAGAACUAUAUGUGGAAAUGAGAGAAAUUUCAACGAUAGAAGAUGGGAUGGUUGGAGUCUUCAAUGAUGAUACUGAAAAGUUUUUAUCAUUCUUAGAUGAAUGCAAGUAUAAGAAGCAAGAGGAACCGGAUCAUACCACCUACAAAAUUGAUUUGGCUCUUUUUGUGAAAGUUAAAGACGACAGUCUAAAGCAGUUGCAAGUGGCAAUAUUGGCAUACCGGAAAAAGGAAAAGAACGCAGAACUACAUAUCAUACGUCCAUGUAUGAGAGAUGCAAAAGGACUUAGGAAAAUGAGAGAUGACUUUGUAUGCUUCAAAAUUGAGAAAGUCAAGACGCCGCUUGAAACAGCUGACACAGAAUCGAAGUAGGAAGCAAAAUAUUACGACUUAGAGAAACACUUCAGCACCGAAGUAAGCAGAUGUCACUGUACUAUGAUGACUGGUGCGUGCUUAUGAUAACAGAGUCAUUGUGUGAUUGUCCUAGCUUUUGACAUAUUAAAUGAUAUGGACUGUAAUGUAUUUGCAAAUUAAAACGCUUUGUACAUGGUGUAUAUAAGUUAGACAACUUUAAGCCAGUGGAGUAUUUGAUUUAAUUCCAGAGAAAUAAAACAAAUCAUUGUUUUGAAGUUAAGUUUUAAAUGGCAAAGAAUAGUCUGCUAUGACUUUACUUGUGCAUGAAUAUAUAUGUACGACGUACGCUUUGACUUUUGUCUCCAAGAAGUAUGUUUAUCCCCUAGUUUUAUUGGUUUUACUGGUUUUAACUUGUUAAUCAAAUUUGCUCUGACAAGUUGAAAAAUGCAGAAAUGAUUAAUUUCUUCCAUUCUUCAAAUGGCUUCUAUGUAAGCUAAAGAGUUAUCUAUGUGUUUCGCAUAACAUUUGUAUACAGUUUUAGUGCUAACAAAAUAGAGAUAUGAUUUUGACAAAAAAGGGUUAAGAAAUUUGACUACUUUUAGAGCCAAAACAAUCAACAUGCUUUUGAUGUAUAACUUUCGACUCGACUCUGUCGCUGUAAUAGCAGUUCUGCUUAGUAGCCUCAUUAUUAAUCUCUCUAUUAUCAAUUUUUUUUUGUACCAGAUUGGCCUUAAGUAUGUGCCUAUAUAACAGGCUAUAUGUUUAAUAACUCCCAAAAAAAUGUUUUUAUCUAAGAAUAUAAACUUCCAUUCCUUUAGGCUCUCUAUUAAAAGAACACGGUUUUACGAAAAACUAGGUUUCUGUGUUCAUUUACUGCACAAUAGUUGACAAAAGGAAGUUCUUACAAAGUUUUACAGAUAAUAUACAUUUUCAAACUGCUGUUACAUGUAAUGCAACAUUCCGUUACUUCUUGGAAUCAGAGUUUAGUUUUCGUGUUAUUUUUGGAUGAGUAACUCUGGUCAAUAAUUAAAAAAUACAUAUUGAUAAAAGAUCUUAAUGUGAUAGUUCGAAAUUAAAAAAAACGCAGAUAAGAUUCUAGAAACUAACCUUUUUCCUGCAAUGAUGAAUUAUGUAAAAGUUUACGAAUAUAUGUCACUACAAAUAUACUUUGUACACAAAAUUUGAUGCACAUUUAUUACAACACGAUUUUUUAUGAAUUUUUAACAGCAUAUAUUUCAAAAGUUUAUGCUCUGGUGAAAAUAAUAUAGGCUUUUAGAAUAACCCAUUAUAUGAUGUUAUAACAUAAAUUCAAUACUUAAGUCACAGUGGUACAUUUUUUUAGAGAGUCUGGUCGAUUCCAGGAACAUUUUUGAUUUUUGUGAAUUACAUGUCACCAGUUAAACAACAAAAACUACUUUGCUUUGUCUGGAUGAAGUUAAUAAUACUUUUUAAGGAAUAUUAUUUUUUAUAUGUUUUUCAGUUCUUAAAAAAUAUAUAUAUUUCAAUUCAUCAUGUUAAGGUAGUUCCGCAUGUUUGGAUCAGAAUUUUUUCUACAAUGUAGAAUUUGAUUUAAACCUGAUUUUUGAAAACUUUAAAAUACACUUAGACCAUUUGGCAAAUAAAAAAGAUAGUUUCGAGUGCUUGAUUUUUUGCUAGACUAAUUUGAAACAUUUUGGGCCGUACACAAAUUUCAUGAUAGGCGUUUAUGGGAAAAUCAUAAUUUUGGUAACAUUUUAACCUAUAGAACUUUUUCUACAAUGUAGGUGUUAAUGAAACUCCUCACAACCUUUGAUAAACAUACUAUCUAUAAUAUGGUGAAAUAAAAUGUGUAGGUCCGUCUGUUUGUUUUUGAGAUAUUUGCCCAUUAUAAAUGGGAUCCGCGCAUUAUAGCCUGAUUUUAAGACCUUAUUUAGAAUUAUUUAACGUGUGUUAGACAUUUUAAUAUUAUAUUUUAUCUUAAGAAAGGUGGUAACGUAGCCAUUUUAAUACAUUUCCUGGCGUUUUACCAUUAAUUCACAGAAUUUCAUUUCCUUAUACCGAGUCCAGGCGUUAUUCUUUGUCAUCGGAAUAAAUGACGUUACUCUAUUACUUCCGGUUUAUCAAACGUGCGUAACUACCUUAUCUGUAUAAUUAUAAUUAUGUGAUUAUAAUAAUAUAAGUGAUGUAUCUUUCUACGAGACUGUACGCGCGAUGAGACACCAUCUACAAACGGAAAAGGCGCCUUUCAAAAUACUGAUUUUUUGCUAGACUGAUUUGAAACGUUUUGGGCCGUAUACAAGGUUUCGUGAUAGGCGUUCAUGGGGAAAUCAUAAUUUUGGUAACAUUUUAACCUAUAGAACUUUUUCUACAAUGUAGGUUUAAAUGAAACUCCUCACAACCUUAAAUAAACAUACCAUCUAUAAUAUGGUGAAAUAAAACGUGUAGGUCCAUCUGUUUGUUAUUAAGAUAUUUGUCAUCGGAAUAAAUGACGUUACUCUAUUACUUCCGGUUUAUCAAACGUGCGUAACUACCUUAUCUGUAUAAUUAUAAUUAUGUGAUUAUAGAUUUAAUGUUUUACAGACUAAUAUUUUGUUAAAGCCAGUUUUCUAUGGUAAUAAUUUACUAGUAUAUUCAUCCUAUUUAUUGUAAAGGGACUUACCUAUCAUAAGGAAUUAUUUUAUCUCCUUUUUUGUUCUCUCCUUUUUAAAUGUACUUGAUUAUAUUUUUACAUCCACUGUGUAUUUUGUGUAGAACGAAAAUGUAUUGUUGUCAUCAACAAAAUUGGUAAAUAUUAUAAGUGACAUCUCUUUCUGCGAGACUGUACGCGCGAUGAGACACCAUCUACAAACGGAAAAGGCGCCUUUCAAAACCUUGAUUUUUUUGCUAGACUGGUUUGAAACGUUUUGGGCCGUAUACACAAGUUUUUAUGAUUGGCGUUUAUGGGAAAAUCAUAAUUUUGGUAACAUUUUAACCUAUAGAACUUUUUCUACAAUGUAGUUGUUAAUGAAACUCCUCACAACCUUAGAUAAACAUACUAUCUAUAAUAUAGUGAAAUAAAAUGUGUAGGUCCAUCUGUUUGUUUUCGAGAUAUUUGCCCAUUAUUUAUGGGAUCCGCGCAUUAUACCCUGAUUUUAAGACCUUAUUUAGAAUUAUUUAACGUGUGUUAGACAUUUUAAUAUUAUAUUUUAUCUUCAGAAAGGUGGUAACGUAGCCAUUUUAAUAAAUUUACUGGCGUUUUGCCAUUAAUUCAUAGAACGAUUUCAUUUCCUCAUACCGAGUCCAGGCGUUAUUCUUUGUCAUCGGAAUAAAUGACGUUACUCUAUUACUUUCGGUUUAUCAAACGUGCGUAACUACCUUAUCUGUAUAAUUAUAAUUAUGUGAUUAUAGAUUUAAUGUUCUACUGACUAAUAUUUUGUUAAAGCAAAUUUUCUAUGGUAAUAAUGUACUAAUAUAUUCAUCCCAUUUAUUGUUAAAGGGACUUAAUUUACAUAAGGAAUUAUUUUAUUUCCUUUUUUGUUCUCUCCUUUGUAAAUAAUGUACUUGAUUAUAUUUUUACAUCCACGGUGUAUUUUGUGUAGAACGAAAAUGUAUUGUUGGCAUCAACAACAUUGUUAAAUAAUAUAAGUGAUGUAUCUUUCUGCGAGACUGUACGCGCGAUGAGACACCAUCUACGAACGGAAAAAGGCGCCUUUCAAAAUAUUGAUUUUUUUUUGCUAGACUGAUUUGGGCGGUAAAAAAGGUUUCAUGAUAGGCGUUUAUAGGAAAAUCACAAUUUUGGUAACAUUUUAACGUAUAGAACUUUUUCUACAAUGUAGGUUUAAAAGAAACUCCUCACAACCUUAAAUAAACAUACUAUCUAUAAUACUGUGAAAUAAAAUGUGUUGGUCCAUCUGUUUGUUAUUAAGAUAUUUGGCCAUUAUUAAUGGGAUCCGCGCAUUAUACCCUUAUUUUAAGACCUUAUUUAGAAUUAUUUAACGUGUGUUAGACAUCUUAAUAUUAUAUUUUAUCUUCAGAAAGGUGGUAACGUAGCCAUUUUAAUAAAUUUACUGGCGUUUUGCCAUUAAUUCAUAGAACGAUUUCAUUUCCUCAUACCGAGUCCAGG